AUGCUGCGGCGGGUGCUGGUGCUGGGCGCGUGCGUGGGCACGACGCGCGGCCUGGGCUCGCUGGUGCACUGCGAGCCGUGCGACGACAAGGCGCUGUCGCUGUGCCCGCCACACCCGGCCGGCUGUGAGCUGGUGAAGGAGCCGGGCUGUGGCUGCUGCCUGACGUGUGCCCUGCCGGCGGGGCAGCCCUGUGGCGUCUACACGGAGCGCUGCGCCCAGGGGCUGCGCUGCCUGCCGCGCCCCGGCGAGGACAAGCCGCUGCACGCGCUGCUGCACGGCCGCGGCCUCUGCCUGGCCGACAAGGACAGGGACAGGGGCAAGCCUGAGAAGGAGUCCCGAGAGCAUGAGGAGCCAACCACCUCGGAGAUGACGGAGGAGACCUACGCGCCCAAGGGAUACAGGCCCAAGCACCCGCGCCUCUCUGAGCUGAAGGCUGAGGCCCUGAAGAAGGACCGCAGGAAGAAGAUGACUUCGAGCAAGUUUGUCGGCGCGGCGGAGAACACGGCGCACCCCCGGGUCGCUGCCCCCGAGCUGAGGCCGGAGUUCGAGCUGGGUCCUUGCCGCAGACAGAUGGAGGCGUCGCUGCAGGAGCUCAAAACUAGCCAGCGGAUGAUCCCCAGAGCCGUGCACCUUCCCAACUGCGACAGGAAGGGUUUCUACAAGAGGAAACAGUGCAAGCCAUCCCGAGGUCGGAAGCGCGGACUGUGCUGGUGCGUGGACAAGUAUGGCCUGAAGCUGCCAGGGAGCGGGUACGUGUCCGGAGACCUCCAGUGCCACCACUUCGACAGCAGCAACACCGAGUGAACCCCCCGCUGAGACCUCCCCGACCCCCGUGCCUCCCCGCGCCCCGGACUCGGACUCCUUUCAUCUCAUUUUUAAAUAAAAAGAAACAAGCUGAAGAACCUGAGAACCUUGGAAUCGACAGUCCGUCCUCGACCGCGACGACACAGACUGACAGAGGACAGGAAAGGAGGAGCAGAAAGACGAGCCAGUGGCUUCCUCCACGCCUCAUCCCUGCUCCCCGCGACUCCCCCGGCCACGGCUCCCCGCUCCCUGCUCCCCGCCGAGGAGCGGAGGCAGCACGAACCUGUAGGAAUUGCUCGAAAGCACUUGAGUUGGUGUUUUGCUCUCAUGGGUUGCUUUGAUUUUUACUAUUCCUUCAUUUUUUAUUUUUUACUUUUUGCCCCGGAUUAGUGAGCCGCUUCCCCCGCGGUCUCUGGAGAAGACAGAGGAGCCCUGCCACGAGCAACACUCCUGCUCCUGCCACUCGAGUCCCUUCUUCCACGUCCAAUUUUCCCCUCUCCUCUGCUAGGACUUGAGUGGCUUUGAUUUUUAUCCUCCUCUCUAUCGAUAUAUCUAUAGCCAUAGAUAUAUGCAGAUUGCUGGGGGUUCGUAGAUAGCCUUUUAUAUACCUUUUUUUAAUGGUUUGCCUUAUGCGAGAGAGCGGGUCAACGGCGCGGACGCCAACCAAAUGUAUUGGUAGACUUUCGGAAAAACAACCCCGCCUUUCCAGUCCCUCGGGGGAAAGGGGUGGUGUCCCUUCAGCAGGAGAUCUCAUUUCCUGGCACGUGUGACUCUGUUGAGCUGUUCUCCAUCAGCGUGGGGACGUCUGUGGUCUGUCGCCUCCUUGGAAAACCAGCCCCCGUCCUGAACGCCGGCGCCUUCAACUUCAAGUGCAGAGCCGUUCCCUCGAACCAUCUCCUGGGCUGGUCACAGACAAACAUCCCUUGCAAGUCGACCGUGAACAUUCAAGCCCGUGCAUUACUUAAGGGGUUGUGGGAUCGGGGCUUUCCUUGGCCACCUUGGCACCAUUUGUGUCACAAUGACGAUGAAGAUGAAGACGGUGAUGGAGAGAAACUAAUGACAUUUUUAAUUGCCCAUCCAAAUACGUGUUUGCCCCAGGCCAAGAUGCCUUUUCGAGGCUGAUGAAUGCUACACACCCAUGCGCACACAGAUACGUGCAAGCCCAUAUCUAUUUUUUUCCCCUAGUCCAGCAUUCAAACACCCCUUUCAAGGCUCCUGCAGAUGGUUUCCAUUCACUCCAUACAGUCAGAGCCCCCCAAGUCCAACCAGAGCAAACCGGGAGGCCUCAGGGCACGUAAAUCCAAUGGACUCAAGCUGCUUCGCCAGGCUUAGACCGCGACGUCCUUGGGACUCUACUUUUCUUCUUGAGUUUGAGACCGUUUCUUCUCUUAUUUCACCAUGACAAGGGUCUUGGCUAGGUUUGCUUCCACGGAGACCCUGCAGGAAAUAAAACAGCCCUCCAGGGAAAGGAGCAAUGGGCUCCAUCCUUGCUUUGGAGACCUACUAGCGAUUAAGAAGCCUCUCCCUGUUGCUAGCCAUCUGCGCAUGCAGACACGCAUGUGCACACGAGACAGCGACCGUUCCCUCCCAGACGGGGAGCGCUGUGCGUCAAGACGUGUGGGGUGGCGGGCCAGGAGCACGGCCGGACAACGUGCUGACUUGAGACACCCGGGAGAGCGCACCUGGGAAGAAGGAUGCCUGCCGCGAGCGCAGGUCAAAGGGAACCGGCGAGCCUCUGGGAGGGAUGAUAGCUUUGCACUAAAGGGACGCGGGUCCAGCUCUGUCUCCCUCUCACCCUGGACCUAGGAGGCAGCUUCAGUUCUGGUUUCACUCUGGAUUGCAUUGGCACGGGAUGUUGGGUGUAGGGGAGCGGAGGAGCCAGCUGCCUGGCGAGUCCCGGGUGUGAAACGGGGCAGCCCGGUGGCCUCAAAAGGCCUCGUUCUCCGGGCUUGGGACAGAAGGAUUGAGGAGGCUUUGAACCAUGCUCCUUGUUCCCCGGUGCUACGGAGGGUCCUGCCAGGCCUCCAGCAGGCCGGUAGAGCAGCCUCUGGGCUGCUCUGCCUCGUCCUCUGCAAAAAAGCCUGGUGCACCAUGCUGGCCGGCUGGGCUUAUUGCACAGCGGCCUUGGAGGUUCCCUGAAUUGGGGGGAUGCUCAGGGGGGCUUUUUCUAUACCUGCAAAGACCCCUCUUUGCUGCUGCACUUGUGUGAAGGGUCCUUAGUGUCACUGGGAUCAGGACCAAGCCAUGUGAAUAGCAGAGAGGAGAAAAAUGGCAGGAACACCCCCCCCAGCCCAUCUCCAUCACCAGGGAUGGGGAUUUCCUGAGGGUCUCACUCCUAGCUGUCACAUCCACUGGGUUGGAUCCAGCAAGGUGCUUAAACCACUGCACCCCAGAGAGGCUGGUCGCCAUGUACAAAGUCAGGGCCUAGCUCAGCGUCCGCCCCUCCCCCCCUACAAGUGUGGGGCUGUGCAGAUCCAGUCUCACUCGGUGCCGCUUUACCUGUGCAUUACCACAGGCAUCUCUGGGGUCAGAGCAGGAGUUUUUGGGUGGUGACGGAGGGUGUUGGAGGGGAUCGGGGAUGCCCCAGCUUGGCAGUGGUGGGAGAAAGGGUGGGUGGCUUGGAAAGGAGUUGAGUAGUGGGGCAAAGAGAAAGCCCCUCCUUGAGAGAGGGCCGUGCCCCAGGCGCGACGGCAUCCCAUGGGUAGGCCUUCCCUUCUCUCUUCCUCCAGCUGUCCCCACAACACUGCUCUCGCCUGCCCACGGCCAGUACCCCCCUCGUCCAAGACGCCUCCCUUUCGCCUCUCUCUCUCGUUCUUUUCUCUAUCUAUCUAUCUAUCUAUUUUUUUUAAAUUUUAUUUUAUUUCUCGAAACUUGAAAGCCUUUGGCUGCAUGGGGAGGAGCAUGCCUGGUCUGGCAUGGGGUCGGGCUGUGGCUGUGGUCAGGGGAAGGCAGUGAUGUGACUCCCAGCUGUGCUGGGACCCUGUGGCUUUUGUCCUGAGACCGCUCCGGGAUGCACUUCUGGGGCCAGUUUGAGGCUGGGCUUGACCCCCAGGCUCCUGACCCCUGCCUCUCUGGGGUGGACUCUUUGCGAGGGGCAGAGAGCAAGACGCGUCCCUCUGACUGACGGGCAAUAGGAAGUGGAAAUGGAGGCUGGUCCCUAGACCAGAAAACGCAGGCAAUAGCCGAGAGAAACCACCCCCGCACCAAUGUGUGCACACGUGGGUGCACACAGGUGUGUCCCCAGGUAACAAGCGCUCUUUAAGAGGCAGCUGCCACCUUCUAGCCCGUUAGGAGUCUUCUCCCCCUCUGAAAUCAGCCCACGAGAUCCCCUGCCCUGUGGUUCGGGCUGCAAAGCCCAUCUGUGCAUGUGGUGCUGCCCAGGGCAGCUUUGGCCCAUUGAAAACACCCUGCUGCUUUUCAGACCUGGGAAGGCUCAAAUGACCUGUCAUGCCGAGCUCCCGGCGCGUGUCCGGGGAGCAGGGUGGGCUCUGGGUCUGCAGGGGGCUGAGAGUGGGCUGAGACCCCAGGAGAGGCAGCAUCGCGCGGCCGGUGGACCUGUGCACACAGCUGUAGGGCUGAAGGAAGACCUU
Molecule: messenger RNA, 4394 nt
Organism: Gavialis gangeticus (Gharial)
Lineage: Eukaryota; Metazoa; Chordata; Crocodylia; Gavialidae
Gene: IGFBP5
Product: insulin like growth factor binding protein 5
Exons: 5
Coding region: 1-804 (267 amino acids)
Biological process (GO): regulation of insulin-like growth factor receptor signaling pathway
Cellular component (GO): extracellular region
Molecular function (GO): fibronectin binding; insulin-like growth factor I binding; insulin-like growth factor II binding
Source: RefSeq, a predicted model, not a curated record